CAUGGCUUCAUAAUCACAUCUAUAAAAUUGUUAAUGCCACAGUGCAAACUAAUGUUACAUAAAAAAGUUCUAACAUAUAUGUGUACACUAUGGAUGUCAAGCCAGUGUUGUCACAAAGAAUGUGUAACUGUCAUACAAAUAUGUGUCAAUUGUCCAACUAAGUGAUUAGCCCAAGAGUGUAACUGGAAGCUUUGCACAAGUAGUGAAAUUUGUUACUACAGUUGACUUGCGUUAAUUCGACCCUGACGGGACCGACCAAAUUGAUCUAAUUAUCUGGCGUGUUGAAUUAAACAAGAUGAAAAAACGCCAAACACACCGCUGAUUCAUUUGGUGGUGUUUUCCCAAUUUUAACACACUCCCGAAUCAAACACGCACCCGCUUUCUAUGUGUACAGAAUAGAGAGCUAACAUCGAAAUGACAUUAAAGUUCUAAGCAAAGUACAACUCUAAUUUCUACCCGCUUUUUUUUUUUUUUAGCAAGUAAAAUUAGCAAUAUGCAAUGCACAAUGGCUGCCAGUUUUCUAAAACCAGCUUUGCCACAUGGUGGUUGUCAACUUUGCCGCAAUGGACGACCGCACGCCAAGUUUCACCCGAGACGCCAGCGCUCGUUUCUCCCCUGGCGGCACGGUUUCCCUUCCCACGGGUGUGUGCUUCCGCCGCUUUCCUUCACUCGCGCUGAGCCAGAGGAGGCUCAGGCUGAGCUCGCGCUGCACGCGAGAAGGCUUUUGUUUGCGAUGGCGCCUCGCCGGAAGACUGGUAAUUACUGCUGUGUUGUGAACUGCCAUAACAGCAAUGUGAACACAAAGGGGCUGCAGCCGCCAGUGGAAUUCUACCAAUUCCCCACUACGAGAAAGGCAGACGACAGAUGUGGAUUACCGCAGUGCGCCGAACAAAUGCCGAAGGAAGUCCGUGGUCGCCAACAGAGAGUACAAGGAUUUGUAGCAGACAUUUUGUGGGCAACUGCAAAAAUAACUGCAGCCAACACCCGUCGUAUGUGCCGACCAUUUUUCCGGCGGCGUACAAGAAACGGACACCUGACCCAGAAGUGGAGCAGAGGUGGAAACAGCGGUCUGUAAGGGCAGCCAGAUCAGUGCAAAAUGCUGUGGAGCAGGCUGUGCCUCAAAGUACUCCUCAAGUUAGCCCACCAAUGCAAGAUCAAGAUUCCUCUGAUUGCCUGGACGUCUAUGACACACUUGCAAGUGAUGCGGAAUCACCAGUGAUGCCUCUCACACCUAUCAGUGAUGACCCUCAGCCUUCGGCAGGACCCUAUGAAACACAACAGGCUCAACCAGUUACACAGGCCGAUGCUGCAUGCCAAACAGAACUAGAAUCUCGAGGAAACCUGGUUAUCCUCCUGUCAGCGACAAAUGGGUCUGAGGUAUCAACUAAAGUUUCUCACAUUGAACAAUGUGACAAGGUCACUGGGACUGAUGGCAGCUGGAAGAGGAAAUGUGAAUUCUUUGGAUUUGAGACACUUAAGCAAAAUGAGACUGCUUUGCGAGACAUGUGUGGGGUCACUAUACAGGUCUUUAGUCUUUUGCUGAAUAUUCUGCCAGAGCCUAGCUACCGAAGCACAGAUAUGACCCGCGAGGACAAGCUUUGUCUUUUUUUAGCCAAGCUUAAGCUUGGGGUAAGCUUCAAGGCUUUUUCUGUGAUUUUCGGAGUGGCUGCAUCAACUGGAUCAAGUGUAUUUAAAUAAACCCUCGACAUACUUAGCACAGCCUUGAAAGAGUGGGUAUUUGUGCCACCAAGGGCUAUCAUCAAGCAGUGCAUGCCACAGCCAUUCAAAGAAAAUUAUCCAGACUGCACAUUUAUUAUUGACUGUACAGAAGUUCGAGUUGAAACGCCAUCAAAUCCCGACUGCCAGCACAUGCUCUAUUCCAAUUACAAGGGAGGUUAUACCUUGAAGGUCCUUGUCGGUAUAAUUCCAAAUGGAAUGAUAGCCUUCAUGUCAGGGGUAUAUGGUGGGCGGUGCACUGAUUCCUUUAUUACCCAAGACUCUGGUUUUCUUAAUCUUAUACAAGAAGGGGAUAUUAUGUUGAGCGAUAAAGGGUUUCCACGCAUCCGGACAGAUGUUAAGGACAAAGGCAAAGUCAUCUUGAUGCCUCCCUUCAAUUCUGGAAGUGGUCAACUGUCUCAAGAAGACAUGGAUGAAACAUAUAAAAUUGCAUCUGUGCAUAUCCAUGUUGAGCGGGUUAUUCGCAGACUGAAAGUAUACAGGAUCCUGCGCAACACAGUGCCCUUAACUUUGGUGCUGCACAUGGACAAAGUGUUCUCGGUAUGUGCGGCCUUGGUCAAUAUGCAGCCACCAAUCAUUAGAAAGAAAGAAUGAGUGCAUUCUUUGUAAUGCUUUGUGAGUGAGUUUUGCAUGGAAAUUUUGUGUGUGAAUAUAAUUCCUAAAGGAAAUUUAACAAUGCGUAAAUAAAGAUUACCAGUGUUAUUUGUCUUGCACAGAUGCCAGCAGAGUACAGGUUACAAAUGUGGCAUCAUGAUGCACCAGUGCAUUUGUUUCUGCACAGCCAAAAGAGAACUUUAUUGAAAGAUCAUGUAGUUUAUUCAUUCAUAAAUGUUUCUUUAGUUGUGCGCUGGAUACACAGCAUGAUUAAGUUAGCUUAUGGUGCCCUGCAAUAUUAUUUUGUGUCUGCCGUAUGCACACUGAUAUUCUUUGCAAUGGCUUGUGAUUUCAAUAAAUAUUUCAUUUAUCAGUCCUGUCGUCGUCUAACUGUUCGCAGAUAUUGUGCCUCAAACCCGAAGGUAGACAUUAAACAAGCUAGCCAGCUUGUCAUCUGCUAUCUCUAACCUUCUUGAAUAUCACAUUAAGUGUUUCUUGAUGUAUUGUGUUUCAGGUAUAUAUCACCAAGCUUCUAGAAUAGACUAACAAUGAGAGUAUUUGGUUUACGCAUUUAAUUUCAGUCAUAUGAAAUACCAAAAGUUGAUAAAAUGCUGUAACCUGAAGCAUUCCAAGUAUAGUCCAUGCUUGCAAUGCAUAGACUAUACUUCACAUCUUUAUCGAUUUAACAAAGUUGAAAUUAAACAUGUAAGAGUAAUUUCACACUUUAUUAGGACUAGAUUCAGCAACAUUAAAAUAUUGCAUAUAAAAGUAACUGCAACUUCUACAUCCAGAACGGUGUAAUAAAAUAUUGCAUACAGACUAGAUACAUUGCAUACAUAAAGGCAAUGUUAGCGUAAUGUUGGCAUGUCUCAUGCCAACAUUAUAAGACACUUCCAUUUUUGCUACCGGUAUGCAGCAAAAAAAAAAAAGAAAAACAUCACACAUGACAGAAACAAAUGCAAAUGUCUCCAACAGAAUUGCAUGGCCCUAAGAUAUUACAUGUUGACUAAAAAUAUUACACA
Messenger RNA from Dermacentor andersoni, 3353 nucleotides. NCBI's taxonomy places the organism in Eukaryota, Metazoa, Arthropoda, Arachnida, Ixodida, Ixodidae. The record is from RefSeq and is a predicted model, not a curated record.